UAAAAAAAUUUGCUGAUAGUCUUAUGGGGGUUCCAUUAUAGAUAACAAGUUAUUUUUCUUACUGUUUUAAGAUUCUUGCCAUCCCCCUUCCCUCCCCAAAACUCAACAACUGUUAAACAUACUUUAAACGAGUGUUAGUCUAGGGACGCCUAGGUGGCUCCAUCAGUUAAUUGUCUGCCUUUGGGUCUGGUCAUGAUCCCAGAGUCCUGCAUCUGGCUCCCCAUUCUGUGGGGUGUCUGCCUUUCCCUCUGUGCUCUCUCUCUGACUCUGUUUCUCACACAUACACACACACACACACACACACACACACACUCUCUCAAAUAAAUCAAUAAAAUCUUUUAAGGAAAUAAACAAGUGUUAGUCUGGUAAGAAUAUCAUUACAUCAUUAAUUCAGGUAUCAAUUAACUUGUAGUAUAUGAUAAAGUUUUUGGAAUUGGGCUAAACAAUUCUAUAAUGGAGACCUCAAAGAGGGUUUUGUGCUGCAAAAGAAGACAGCUGGAAAAGCACUGAUGUGGGAAUGAAGCCAGAAUGAAUUGAACUCUUGACUGCCAACUAUACAUUGUGUGUCCUUAGACAAGUUACUUAAUUUUUCCAGGCUUUGGUUUUCUGACCUGAAAACAGUAAUAUUCCCUAACUCACAGAAUUAUUUAAACAGUCAAAUGGUAUCACUUGCUGCAAUUUUAGUAGUAUUAACAUCUCCUUUUAUAUGCAGAUCCCAAAUGUCCUAUCUUUUCAGAGUGACCUCUCUUAUUUUAAUUCUUGGGACUACGCAAGGUGCCUUUCUAUAUCGAAGAGCUCAGAACCCUGAAGUGAACAUGAACAUUAGCCAAAUUAUUUCUUAUUGGGGCUACCCAGAGGAAGUGUAUGAUAUUAUAACUGAAGAUGGUUACAUCCUUGGCCUUUAUAGAAUUCCUUAUGGGAAGACAAACAGUGACAGUUCAGCUCAGAGGCUUGUUGUCUACUCGCAACAUGGUUUGUUUACAUGUGCCAGCAGCUGGAUCUCCAAUCUGCCCAACAACAGCCUGGGCUUCAUUCUGGCAGAUGCUGGUUAUGAUGUGUGGAUGGGGAACAGCAGGGGGACCACCUGGUCCAGGAAACACAAGUACCUGAAGACAAAUUCCAAAGAAUUCUGGGCCUUCAGUUUUGACGAGAUGGCAAAAUACGACCUCCCAGCCUCCAUCGACUUCAUCAUGAAACACACGGGACAAGAGGAAAUAUUUUAUAUAGGCCAUUCCCAGGGUACCACUAUUGCUUUCAUAACAUUUUCCACAAUACCACAGAUAGCUGAAAGAAUCAAAAUACUUUUUGCCUUAGCUCCAGUUUUUUCUAUCAAAUACUCAAAGAGCCCUUUAAUUAAAUUGGCAUACAAAUGGAGGUCAGUGUUAAAGGCUUUUCUUGGCAACAAAGACUUCCUACCUAAUACCUCAUUCAAAAGAUUUGUUGGUUCCAAGCUGUGUCCACUGAAGAUUAUUGGUAAGAUUUGCCGUGAUAUCUUGUUUAUGAUAUAUGGAUAUGACCAGAAGAACUUAAAUAUGAGUUGUCUGGAUGUGUAUUUGUCACAUAACCCAGCAGGGACAUCUAUUCAAAAUAUGCUACACUGGAGUCAGGUUUUUCAUUCUAGUCACUUGAGAGCUUUUGAUUGGGGCAGUUCUGUUCUGAACUUGGUUCAUUUUAAUCAGUCCACUUCUCCAUAUUACGACGUGAGGAACAUGAACGUAUCGACAGCGACUUGGAACGGGGGCAAUGACUUGUUGGCUGAUCCUCAAGAUGUGAAGAAUCUACUUUCUGAAAUUACGAACCCUAUUUACCCUAAAACUAUUUCUUGCUACAAUCAUAUAGACUUUUUGUUCGGUUUAGAUGUAUAUCAGCAAGUUUACCGUGAAAUCAUUGACAUUAUCUAAGGCAGUCUAUAAAGAAUUAUAGUAGUCUGUGUUGAAGGAUCCAUUUCAUUUCUC
Molecule: messenger RNA, 1955 nt
Organism: Mustela lutreola (European mink)
Lineage: Eukaryota; Metazoa; Chordata; Mammalia; Carnivora; Mustelidae
Product: lipase member J-like
Exons: 9
Coding region: 660-1901 (413 amino acids)
Cellular component (GO): intracellular membrane-bounded organelle
Molecular function (GO): hydrolase activity, acting on ester bonds
Source: RefSeq, a predicted model, not a curated record